CCAGUCCAGCCCCGUUCCCGCCCCGUUCCACCCCCGGAUCCAGCCCCGGUGCAGCCCCGGUGCAGCCCCGCGAUGUCGCCGCGCUCCGCCCGCCUGGCGCGGCUGUCGCGCUCCGUCACCUUCAGCGCCUGCCACCGCCUGCACAGUAAAUCACUGAGUGAUGAAGAAAACCUGAAGCUGUUUGGGAAAUGCAACAACCCAAAUGGCCAUGGACACAACUACAAAGUGACAGUCACGGUGCGUGGAGAGAUUGACCCAGUCUCAGGAAUGGUUAUGAACCUGACAGACCUGAAGGAAUACAUGCAGGAGGCCGUCAUGGAACCGCUGGACCACAAAAACCUGGACAAGGACGUGCCGUUCUUCGCCGAGGUGGUGAGCACCACAGAGAACGUGGCCGUGUUCAUCUGGGAGAGCCUGCAGAGGCUCCUGCCCCCGGGCAGCCUCUACAAGGUGAAGGUGCACGAGACCGACCACAACGUCGUGGUUUACAAAGGGGAAGAGGCAAAGGCUGGGGACUGAAAUGAGAGCCUCAGCUCAGCUGGUCACAGACUGUGCCACAGGAUCAGAGCAGUGGGUUAUUUCCACCCUGCUCAUUGUGAUUCACGCACCAAGGCCUUGGUCCUGUGUUGUGUGAGCACAAACACCCCAGAAUUCCUGCAGCAGUCCAGCCCCUCUGCUUCCCAGAGUCUGUUCAUCUCGUCUCCAGAUGUCUUGCAAACCCAAACCACCAGGCUGAUGUGAAAUCUGUAACUGUAACUGUUCAAUAAAGCAGCUUUUCAGCAAAAUGAUAUUUUGGCAAAAUGUAUGUCAUGUCCAGUCUCAAAAAGCUUUGAUUUUUCUCUAAUUAAA
Myiozetetes cayanensis is the source of this 849-nucleotide messenger RNA. RefSeq names its product 6-pyruvoyltetrahydropterin synthase (gene PTS). Gene Ontology annotation, cellular component: mitochondrion. Lineage: Eukaryota; Metazoa; Chordata; Aves; Passeriformes; Tyrannidae. The record is from RefSeq and is a predicted model, not a curated record. Gene Ontology annotation, biological process: tetrahydrobiopterin biosynthetic process. The transcript has 6 exons. The coding region runs from base 73 to 519 and encodes 148 amino acids. Gene Ontology annotation, molecular function: 6-pyruvoyltetrahydropterin synthase activity.